AUGCCUGACUACCUCGCCACCCUCCAACGCGACGGCUUCGUCGUGAUCCCAUCGCUCCUCUCACCCUCCGAAGUCUCCCUCCUCCGCGACGCAGCUACCAAAGCCACUAUUCUGGCACGUUCCGGUAACUGGCCUUUUUUUCGCACUGUGCCCAAACAGUUCCCUCCCUGGCCGAAUGUCGCGCCACCAGCGUCUGAGGGCGGGAUAUGGGGAGUGCAGCAUCUCUUACACCCAGAUAUGCCAGGAAGAACGCAAUUUGCAAAUUUCUAUUUCUCAGAAAAGAUUUUGACGGUUGUGGAGGAGUUAUUAGGAGUGGGGACUGCACAAUCAACGAGCAGCAGGUCUACGCAGAAGGGGGGUGAAGAACAAGAAGAAUUGUUGGUGAUGGAGUUGUUUAAUCUGCUCGUCGCUCCCGAAACCAGAGACUUCGAGCUCCGAUGGCAUCGUGAUGAUGUCCCCGAGACAGUUCCCAGUGACGAAGAACUGAAGCUAUUGGAGGCAAAAAGCCCAAAUGGACGACAAUUCCACGCGCAAUACAACCUCGCUCUCUGCCCCGAUACAUCGCUCAUCGCAGUUCCCGGAUCACACAGGCGUGUGCGUACAGAAACAGAACGAAAUGCAGAUCCAUAUGAAUCGGACAUGCCGGGACAGAAGAUUGUGAAGCUGGAGCCUGGGGAUGCAGUGUUUUAUGAUAGUAAUAUCUUGCACAGAGGGGUGUAUAAACAUAAGCCAGAAGGCAAUGGGGAAGAAACAAGGUUGACGCUUCAUGGAAGUGUUGGACUCCAGGGGACGGAUGGAAAGGUCAGAGCAACCGCAGUGCUGCAACAUGGUGUGGGAAAGUGGAUUGAUCGAGAGGAUGCUGCGAUGCAUGCUGGCGAAAGGGCGGAGAAGAUGAGGCGGAACCUGAUUGCUAUGGGCCGAGGAGAGGAUGUGGGAUAUUCUCUACAGGGAUAG
Molecule: messenger RNA, 954 nt
Organism: Talaromyces proteolyticus
Lineage: Eukaryota; Fungi; Ascomycota; Eurotiomycetes; Eurotiales; Trichocomaceae
Product: phytanoyl-CoA dioxygenase family protein
Exons: 1
Coding region: 1-954 (317 amino acids)
Source: RefSeq, a predicted model, not a curated record